CUGAGCGGCUUAAAUAUACUCUCCGAGAGAGCCUCCAUGAGUGUAGCAGCGAGAGGGCAGAAUCCGGCCUCCAAGCGAGCCCAUUAUCACUUGUAGUGGUAACAGCAACAGCAAAACAACAUAGUAUUAUUACCUACUCGGGCUAAACGCACGAGGACUACACAGAGGGGUCACCAAGGGUCGGUACAGUUCGAACAACAACAGGACCACAUCUCUGUUAGUAACAUCAGUCAGUCAGUCAGUGGUGUGCAUUCAGGAUCAGAGGAAUCAUUAAUCAAAAGCUGGUCGAGUCGAUCGGUCAAAGAACAGGCUCCUCUCAAGAAGAAAUUUCACCAGCUACAACAGCCGCUAAACAAUCAACAUGCCCAUUAUCCGUUUCUAUGGCCCCGUCGAAGACACGAAACGACAGCAGCUAUUACGGAACUUCAAGAAGACCAACAAGCACGUGACCGAUUUGCAGGUUGAAAAAUGUUAUCAUGUCCAGAACUCCAAUUAUACCGAGUUCCCCACCGAGGUGGAGAAAGUUUUACGAUGGAUCCUGAAAGGACCCCAGGAGGAGGACAACCUGUCAACGACUUCAACUGUAGUGAAACAAUCUCCCAACGAGGAACUGAUCGAGAUUGGUCCUCGGUUUAACUUUUCCACUGCAGAUUCCACCAACAGCGUCAGUAUCUGCCAAAAUGUUGGCCUGACAUUCAUCGAUCGGAUUGAAGUGUCGGUUCGAUAUCUGCUGACGCUGGGAAAGUGCAUUUCCAGCGAGGAAGUAGAACAGCUGAUCGAAACCGUUUGCGAUCGUAUGACCCAGUGCCGAUAUACGGAGACGAACAUCCCGCGAAACGAUUUCUACGAGAGCUUCAAGCAAAAGGGGGAGAACUGGUACGUUGUUCCAGUGCUGGAGAAAGGAGCUGCCGCGUUGAAAGAGGUCGAUAAACAGCUUGGCCUUGCAUUUGACGAAUGGGAUAUUCAAUACUACACAAAUCUGUUCACAAACGUCCUGAAGCGUAAUCCAACCAAUGUGGAACUUUUCGAUUGCGCUCAGUGUAACAGUGAGCAUUCGCGCCAUUGGUUUUUCAAGGGAAAAAUGAUCGUUGACGGGGUGGAGGAGAAACAGUCGCUCAUUGAUAUGAUCAUCGAUACCCAACGCUAUACUAAUCCUAACAAUACGGUUAAGUUCAGUGAUAACAGUAGCGCAAUCAAAGGGUACCUACACAAAGCAUUGAGAGCAACCCAGUUCGAUGGGCCGGGAGAUAUGGAGUUGCUACGCAUUACAUCGGAUCUUAUUUUCACCGCAGAAACGCACAAUAUGCCCACCGCUUUGUCCCCGUUCAGUGGGGCGACUACAGGAACCGGUGGAAGAAUUCGAGACGUUCAAAGUAUCGGACGGGGAGGGCUACCGAUCAGCGGGACGGUCGGAUACUGCGUGGGAAUGUUGAACAUUCCCGGGUACGAUCUACCCUACGAGCAGACGCUCGAUUAUCCCCCUUCCUUUUCGAGGCCACUGAAGAUUCUGAUCGAGGCCAGCAACGGAUGUUCCGAUUACGGGAAUAAAUUCGGUGAGCCUGUGGUGUCAGGGUUUGCCGUGUCUUUCGGUGUCGUAAGCGAUGAUCACCAGCGGAUGGAAUAUGUGAAGCCUGUACUGUUCAGUGGUGGUAUCGGAACGGCGGAAUCCACCCAAAUGAACAAACUUGACCCGAAGCCAGGAAUGUUGCUGGCUAAACUGGGAGGUCCCGUGUACCGGAUCGGUGUGGGUGGUGGAGCUGCCAGUUCCGUGGAUGUGCAGGGUGACAACAAUAGCGAUUUGGAUUUCAACGCCGUGCAGCGGGGGGAUGCCGAGAUGGAAAAUAAACUCAAUCGCGUGGUGCGAGCUUGUAUUGAGUUGGGUGAAAAGAAUCCUAUUUUGGCUAUCCACGAUCAAGGCGCAGGUGGUAACGGCAACGUGUUGAAGGAGUUAGUUGAACCGGGAUGUGCAGGAGCUGUUAUUUUCGCCAAGGAAUUCAAACUGGGAGAUCCGACGAUCAAUCUGAUGGAAUUAUGGGGCGCCGAAUAUCAGGAGAAUAAUGCGAUCCUUGUAGCGGCCGAACAUAGACAAUUGCUGCUAGAUAUUUGUGCCAGAGAAAGGUGCCCGAUCAGCUUCGUUGGCGUUGUCACAGGGAAUGGAUACGUGUCGUUGAUUGAUCAUCCGGCUGACUUCGAGAAGUACAUCAAUCGAGAGAACCGAGAAAAGUGGGGAGAACUACCAUUCGAUAUGCACUUGGAUCAUGUUCUUGGGAAAAUGCCCCAGAAGGAGUUCAAACUGCAAAGAAAACCAUUAGUGCUACGUGAUCUGGAUUUGUCUAACGUGACUAUCACUGAAUCAUUGAACAGAAUUUUGUCUACGGUUACCGUGGGAAGUAAACGGUUUUUGACCAACAAAGUGGACCGAUGUGUCACCGGUUUGGUGGCACAACAGCAGUGCGUUGGGCCACUCCACACUCCGCUGGCUGAUUUCGCCAUAACGGCUGUUUCGAGCUUCGGAAUCGAUGGUAUUGCAACCUCAAUCGGAACGCAACCGAUCAAGGGACUGCUGGAUAACAUGGCCGGAGCGCGGAUGUCGGUAGCGGAAGCUAUCUCUAAUUUGGUUUUCGUCCGGAUAACCGAACUGGCCGAUAUUAAAUGCUCCGGAAAUUGGAUGUGGGCAGCGAAGCUUGAGGGUGAAGGAGCUAAACUUGUUGACGCUUGCAAAGCAAUGUGCGCAAUGAUGAAGCAGUUGAACAUUGGCAUUGACGGGGGCAAGGAUUCACUCUCGAUGGCUGCUCGGGUUAAAAAUGAAACGGUGAAAAGCCCGGGGACUCUGGUGAUUUCCACGUACGCACCGUGUCCGGAUAUACGAGUUAAGGUUACACCCGAUUUGAAGGCAGCCUCGCUUGGAAUUGAAACGACUCUCAUAUAUGUAAACAUCGAAGGUAAAUUCAGACUGGGCGGUUCCGUGCUUGCCCAAUGCUACGGUCAACUUGGGGCUGAAAGUCCAGACCUAGAGAAACCCGAAGUGCUAGUGCAGGCGUUCAACACAACGCAAAAGUUGUUGAAAUCGGGUUAUUUACUUUCCGGUCAUGAUGUAAGCGACGGAGGUCUCCUGACAUGCGCUCUGGAGAUGGCAUUCGCCGGGUUGGCUGGUCUGAAAUUGGAUCUGACCGAACUGUACGAAAAAUUUGGCAAGCGGCUGGGAACAACACUGGAGCAUUCGGCCGCACAUAUUCUGUUUGCCGAGGAGUGCGGUUGGAUCAUUGAAGUUGACUCUGGUGAGGUUUCUUCCAUUUCAAAUGCAUACAACUCAUCAAAUGUACCGUUCUUCAUCAUUGGCAAGGCUUUCAAAACCGACAUCCGGAUGGCGGAUUCAGCUGUGGUCGAAAUCUCCGGCCAACAAGUGCUGAAAGCCAGUGUUUUAAGUUUGUUCAAACAAUGGGAAAGAACUAGCUUCGAGAUUGAGAAGUUGCAAGCAAACGAACAGUGCGCGGUUGAAGAAUAUGCCUCACUUGACUCCCGAAGUGGUCCCACAUAUAAUUGCACCGUGCCUCAGGGUUCAAUAUACCAUGUCAAUGGGAUUAAAUCGAAACCAAGGGUAGCAGUUAUCCGCGAAGAGGGCACCAAUGGGGAUCGCGAAAUGGCAGCAGCUCUAUUCAAUGCCAACUUCGAAGUUCAUGAUGUCAGCAUGAGUGAUCUAUUGAACGGAAAAACAACCCUGGAUAGGUACCGAGGUGUUAUCUUCCCUGGCGGGUUCAGCUACGCCGACACGCUUGGUUCAGCUAAAGGUUGGGCAGCUUGCAUUCUGUACAGUAACGUUCUCGCGCCUCAAUUCACGAGAUUCAAAUCAAGAACCGAUACAUUCUCUCUUGGUGUAUGCAACGGGUGCCAACUGAUGGGUCUGAUAGGUUGGAUCUCUCUUCAGGAGCAGACGAACGUCGUCGAGGUACCGGAUGUGGCACUGCUGCACAAUAAAUCCGAACGUUUCGAGUGUCGCUGGAGCACGCUGAAAAUAGCUCCAAGCAAAUCGAUUAUGUUACGCAAGCUAGAGGGAAGCGUGCUCGGAUGUUGGGUUGCCCAUGGUGAGGGUCGUUUUUCGUUCAAAUCGAACAAAGUUCUUGCCCAGCUGAAGCGCGAUAAUCGUGUUGCCAUGCACUAUGUUGACGACAACAAUAAACCGACGGAGGCGUAUCCGAUGAAUCCCAAUGGAAGUGUCGAGGGUAUUGCUGCGAUAUGCUCGGCCGAUGGAAGACAUCUUGCCAUGAUGCCUCAUCCUGAGCGUUGUACGAAAAUGUGGCAGUGGCCUUACAUUUCCCCCGGAUUGGACUAUAUGGACGACUCUCCGUGGCAUUCCAUGUUUGCUGAAGCAAACAGAUGGUGUCUUUCCGAAUGAUUCUUAUCCUAUUAUAUUGUUUGCUAUUAAUGAAACUAUAAAUUUUAUAUUUUUAUAUAUUUCGUAGAGAUUAUGAAUAAACAAUAAAGACUUUCUCGUUGUA
Messenger RNA from Toxorhynchites rutilus septentrionalis, 4496 nucleotides. It is a transcript of the gene Pfas, whose product is annotated as phosphoribosylformylglycinamidine synthase. Bases 362 to 4393 code for a protein of 1343 amino acids. Gene Ontology annotation, molecular function: phosphoribosylformylglycinamidine synthase activity. NCBI's taxonomy places the organism in Eukaryota, Metazoa, Arthropoda, Insecta, Diptera, Culicidae. The record is from RefSeq and is a predicted model, not a curated record. Gene Ontology annotation, biological process: 'de novo' IMP biosynthetic process. The transcript is spliced from 2 exons.